AUGACAUCGCUGCCCCCGCCGUGGCCACGUUUCGGUCUAGUGGGCCUACGGCAGCGGCAUCUGGUGCUGCAGGUGCUCACAUCGACAUCCCAGGAUAAGCCGUUUUCGUUGGAGCUCGGGUUGACGGAUACUGGCGGCACGCGGCGACGGUUGGUUUUGUCCUCGUCGUUCCGCGCGCUGCACUGCACGCCUCUGCAUGCUCAGAUCCCUCUCGUUGGACUGGAGCGUUACCGGGGGUCUUGGGCGAACUUGACCAUUGACCUGGUGGGGUUGACGGCGGUUUGUUUCAAGGCAGACGAUUUCCGCACCCUGGACCUCCUCGCGAUCGGGCCGACGUGCCGGCUCCGCAAGGUUUUUACGAUGAAGGAAGCGCUUGACGAUUCGUCAGGGGCUGGCGGAGACGACGAUCAAAGCGAACUUAUUUCCGCUGGCGCUUCAGACCAGAAGUGGCGCGGAGUUUUCGUUUCAGCAGCGGCGGGGCGACAGGGCUUCCCCCACCAGCACCCUCCAGCAACAGCGUUCGAUUUCUUCGAGGGGGUCACGCAAUUCGUCUACCCGGCCCAUCGCUACUCCGUCUCCUUUAGCGACGCCCGCGAGGAGAAGGGGCACUGGCACCAUUGUCACUUGCAGCAACUCGCGCACGCCAUCGUCCACCUCCAGCACGCCAAGGCUACCGACUCCCGACAGGGGCAGCGUCAGGGAUGGUUCUUCUGCGCGAUCGGUUGGCAGGAGAGAUGGCGUGACGGUGACGAGGGCGAUCGGGGAAAGCUCUACAACCGUGGGGAAACCCGGCGCGGUACGGGCAAGACGGGAGGCGACCUGUUACCGGCGCGGCUACGGGCGUCCAAAGCAUCCUUGUCCAGCGGCAGGACACGCGAGGUGGACCACACGGAGGUCGCGGAGGACGGCGGCGACAGUGGAGCAGGAGGUGGAGGUGAUGGCCAAAUAGCUCGGGAGCCACCAGCGGAAUGGCGGGUGGCUGGCAACUGGAAUGGGCGGCAAGAAAUGCCGGCGCCAGCAUGGAGCUUGUUCGACGACUCGUCCCCUGACGAUGGUUUUCGAGCUGUGACACCGCAAGCAAAACACACCUACUCCAAACAGCCUGAGGAUAUCCUACCGGUAUCACUCACGACGCGUUGCGGCACUAGCGGCAGCCACGCUACCGCAUCGAUCGCCGAUCACGAAAAUUCUGGUGCGGCUUCCGAGCUUGCUUACCAAGGACUUGGAGGUGGCGUACGGGUGAUUGCAGGCGUCCCUUCCUCUUCUCCACAGCCGUCACCCGAAGUUCCGCCCAAAAUCGAUGUCAGCUGGCUGGAAAGACACAAAAGGGAGGACGGUGGAGCAGUCUCUGCAUCCUCACUGGAGUCGCGCGACAACAGAUCUGCGUCAUCACGCUUCCGCCCGUGGUCCUCCGCGGCCGUUAACGUCUCGGCAGCUACAGCUGAACCCCCCCCCGGCGCCGUCGAUCUACCAAACACCUCUUUUGCCGCUGAUGCGGUCGUCAAGCACAUCGAAGACGGUGACAAGAAAAUGAGGUCGGCGACAAGAGCGAGCCUAUUCGCUUCUCCAUUCUCCCCUCGGGAAGAAACGAGUGCGAUUGCUCGCCGUUCCCCGCUCUCUGCGGGCGACGCAAGUCGUUGCGGCAAGAUGCAAAGGUCGCCGAUGUCUGCACGGGUUGACGUGCUGCAGAAUCUCCUCGCGCCCGGGGCGAUGGGCGGGGAAGAACUAAGGCCACAAAACGAUAGCGGAAAGAAACGCGGCAAGGCUCAGGUUUCGAGAACGGAGACGGAGGCUUUUCCGGACGGCAAAGGUAGUGGUGGCGACAACGGCAGUGGGGAUGCCGACGAUGCCGAUGCGCUCGAACAUUUGUCGGUGCACAGUACCAUCAACGUCGACACCGGGAGCAGUGUCCGUGGCGGCAACGGCAGCCCCGUCACCAACUGUGCGAGCAGCUCGUUCGACGCCAUCGCGAGACCCGCAAAUUGUGGUUCCGAUGCUUGCGUUGUCAGUUCAAGCAGAGACGACCACCGGGAUGAGGGCGGUACCGAUCGCCACCGAACGAUCGCAACAAAAGAAGCCAUUGCAGUCUCGACACAAGUUGCGCGCACACACACUGAUGUGCGUACCGGCCUGUCCGCCUUGGACGGUGGACAUUUACCUGGGGGACAAGCGACUUCCCUGAGCCUCGCCGAAGAGAGCGGGGUAUCGGCGGAAACAAGUCGUAAGGGCACUCGCAGGGGUAAUGUCGGUGAAAGCGAUGACCGCGAGGAGAUCGAAGGGUUUUCUUCCGCGUGCCGAGAAGGUGCCAAGGGGGUGUUGGAGUCCUUCUUCCGUGCGACGAGCAGGGAGAGGGGGCAUGGAGAAAAUACAGAACCGCCGAAGGCCGUGGACCGAUCGGACCUGGAGGAGUUGAAGGGUGGGGGGCGGGAGAAAGACAACGAACUGUACUUCGACCCGGUGCUAAAUUGCUACUAUGAUAGGACGGCGGACAAGUACUACGAGCUGCAUUAAUUACAACCUCGAAGGCUGGAAAUUCUUGGGAGUAAAUGUGAACAGAUGCGUUGGAUAUUGUUCUUACUCAAAGAAGCAGCCUUAGACACUCUUCGUUUGUUCGAGGCUCCGUUUGUUUUCUUCACCGUGGGGAAACCAACGGUGACGUUUAAGUUAUUCUGGGUGGUGGGGUUCUGAUAUCAACACAAGCAGAGUGGACGUCGGUUUCUGAACCACCAAUUUCUUACGCGGGGUCGAGUCUGUAUGCAUGUUCGUUGAGUGCUUUUCACGACCUACUCACCCCUCUGGUGUAAACGUGUCCUCAAAUCUGUUGGAUGGUGAAGGUCGUGGUGGUUUGAAACAGUGGCGAGUGUAAGAAAGCGUCUGUUUGCGAGUUGACAACAUCGACUGUAUCGUUGAAGGAGAUCAGGUCGGUAAAUCAAGUUCGAGUGAGGUGCGCACCUCAGAGGAACUCUGCUGCUGCUGUGGGACCCCAUACCUCGGUUCCU
This is a messenger RNA of Ectocarpus sp. CCAP 1310/34, 2999 nucleotides long. Lineage: Eukaryota; Phaeophyceae; Ectocarpales; Ectocarpaceae. The record is from the annotation of a GenBank genome assembly.